AUGAAGCUCUUGUGGCAGGUAACUGUGCACCACACCUGGAAUGCCGUCCUGCUCCCCGUCGUCUACCUCACGGCGCAAGUGUGGAUUCUGUGUGCAGCCAUCGCUGCUGCCGCCUCAGCCGGGCCCCAGAACUGCCCCUCCGUCUGCUCGUGCAGUAACCAAUUCAGCAAGGUGGUGUGCACCCGCCGGGGCCUGUCCGAGGUCCCGCAGGGUAUCCCCUCCAACACCCGGUACCUCAACCUCAUGGAAAACAACAUCCAGAUGAUCCAGGCCGACACCUUCCGCCACCUCCACCACCUGGAGGUCCUGCAGCUGGGCAGGAACUCCAUCCGGCAGAUCGAGGUGGGGGCCUUCAAUGGCCUGGCCAGCCUCAACACCCUGGAGCUGUUCGACAACUGGCUGACAGUCAUCCCGAGUGGAGCCUUUGAAUACCUGUCCAAGCUGCGGGAGCUCUGGCUUCGCAACAACCCCAUAGAAAGCAUCCCUUCUUAUGCCUUCAACAGGGUGCCCUCCCUCAUGCGCCUGGACUUGGGGGAGCUCAAGAAGCUGGAGUAUAUCUCUGAAGGGGCUUUUGAGGGGCUUUUCAACCUCAAGUACUUGAACUUGGGCAUGUGCAACAUCAAAGAUAUGCCUAAUCUCACCCCCCUGGUGGGGCUGGAGGAGCUGGAGAUGUCAGGGAACCACUUCCCUGAGAUCAGGCCUGGCUCCUUCCAUGGCCUAAGCUCCCUCAAGAAGCUGUGGGUCAUGAACUCCCAGGUCAGCUUGAUUGAGCGGAAUGCUUUUGAUGGGCUUGCCUCGCUUGUGGAACUCAACUUGGCCCACAAUAACCUCUCUUCUUUGCCCCAUGACCUCUUUACCCCACUGAGGUACCUGGUGGAGUUGCACCUACACCACAAUCCUUGGAACUGUGAUUGUGACAUUCUGUGGCUAGCUUGGUGGCUUCGAGAGUAUAUACCCACCAAUUCCACCUGCUGUGGCCGCUGUCAUGCUCCCAUGCACAUGAGAGGCCGCUAUCUGGUGGAAGUGGACCAGGCUUCCUUCCAGUGCUCUGCCCCCUUCAUCAUGGAUGCACCUCGGGACCUCAAUAUCUCUGAGGGUAGGAUGGCGGAACUUAAGUGUCGGACUCCCCCUAUGUCCUCCGUGAAGUGGCUGCUGCCCAAUGGGACAGUGCUCAGCCACGCCUCCCGCCACCCACGGAUCUCUGUUCUCAACGAUGGCACCUUGAACUUUUCCCAUGUGCUGCUCUCAGAUACUGGGGUAUACACAUGCAUGGUGACCAAUGUGGCAGGCAACUCCAAUGCCUCGGCCUACCUCAAUGUGAGUACGGCCGAGCUCAACACCUCCAACUACAGCUUCUUCACUACAGUAACAGUGGAGACCACAGAGAUCUCGCCUGAUGACACAACGCCAAAGUACAAGCUGGUUCCUACCACGUCCACUGGUUACCAGCCGGCAUAUACCACCUCUACCACGGUGCUCAUUCAGACCACCCGUGUGCCCAAGCAGGUGGCAGUACCCGCGACAGACACCACUGACAAGAUGCAGACCAGCCUGGAUGAAGUCAUGAAGACCACCAAGAUCAUCAUUGGCUGCUUCGUGGCAGUGACUCUGCUAGCUGCUGCCAUGUUGAUUGUCUUCUAUAAACUUCGUAAGCGGCACCAGCAGCGGAGUACAGUCACAGCUGCCCGGACAGUUGAGAUUAUCCAGGUGGAUGAAGACAUCCCAGCGGCAGCAUCCACAGCAGCAACAACAGCUCCAUCCAGUGUAUCAGGUGAGGGGGCAGUAGUGCUGCCCACAAUUCAUGACCAUAUUAACUACAACACCUACAAACCAGCACAUGGGGCCCACUGGACAGAAAACAGCCUGGGGAACUCUCUGCACCCCACAGUCACCACUAUCUCUGAACCUUAUAUAAUUCAGACCCAUACCAAGGACAAGGUACAGGAAACUCAAAUAUGA
Cynocephalus volans (Philippine flying lemur) is the source of this 1959-nucleotide messenger RNA. It is a transcript of the gene LRRC4, whose product is annotated as leucine rich repeat containing 4. Gene Ontology annotation, molecular function: protein binding. The transcript has a single exon. Gene Ontology annotation, cellular component: postsynaptic density membrane; glutamatergic synapse; plasma membrane. The record is from RefSeq and is a predicted model, not a curated record. Bases 1 to 1959 code for a protein of 652 amino acids. Gene Ontology annotation, biological process: excitatory synapse assembly; postsynaptic density protein 95 clustering; synaptic membrane adhesion. NCBI's taxonomy places the organism in Eukaryota, Metazoa, Chordata, Mammalia, Dermoptera, Cynocephalidae.